This is a messenger RNA of Polyodon spathula (Mississippi paddlefish), 2231 nucleotides long. RefSeq names its product R-spondin-3-like. The record is from RefSeq and is a predicted model, not a curated record. The coding region runs from base 715 to 1536 and encodes 273 amino acids. NCBI's taxonomy places the organism in Eukaryota, Metazoa, Chordata, Actinopteri, Acipenseriformes, Polyodontidae. The transcript is spliced from 5 exons.
CAGUGUGCAGAGGAGGUCUGAGUGAGUCAGUCAAGUAUCCAAAUGAGGAUUUGAAAGUAAAUACAAUAAAAUAAAACAGGAGAUACCAACAUCAUAAAGACCAAGCUGCUAAAAGAUUAAAAACCGAGAAGCUUUUUUGUUUGUUUUUCUGAAAUGAUAUUAAUGAUGCUUCGGUGAUGUUUAUCUUCUUUUAACCCUAACCGUCGCAAGAAGCGUUGAUGGUAAAGCAAACCAAGUAUCAUUGGUACACCAGGUUAUCAACGCAGUAAAUGAAGACACGUUUCUUUCAGGUUGUAUUAACAACGCGAAGUCUUUACUAAUUUAGAUUUUCUUUUUCUUUUUGUGAAUUAGCUUUGCCACUGUGGAUGACACUAUAAACCGCUUUUUUUUAUUAUUUUUUACCAGGACUCAUACAAGUGCGCAUUUUAAUGGAAGAGGUUUUUGUCUCUUGAAGGGUAGACUGGUUUUAUUUGUAUUUAUUUUUUCCCUAAAAUCUAACUAUAUGGAUAUUCAGACUUUUGCUGAUUUCAAGAUGCUACCUGCGAAAUGGCCCGUUUAUCGAGGGGCCCUGUUUAACAACAUUUCUGUCAGAAUUGUGAAAUCCUUGCGCACUUGAGUUUUGCUCAUUUCUUGGAUAAUUAAACACACAUAUUAACUAUUGUUGUUCUUGUUGUUGAGGACAUUGAUUUAAAGAAGAAAUAAAUCCUGGUUACUAUGCAAUUACAACUAAUAUCCUUGGUUUUAAUCUUUUUACACUCUAUGGAAUACAUUGACACCCAGCAAGCCUCCAGAAUCAGGAGACAUAAAAAAUUACAUCCUGGAGUUAGUCAUGGUUGUCAAGGGGGAUGUGCGACAUGUUCCGAUUACAAUGGAUGCUUGUCAUGUAAACCGAGGCUCUUUUUCUUCUUGGAGAGGGACGGGAUGAGGCAGACUGGGGUGUGCCUGUCCUCCUGCCCGAGUGGUUACUACGGGACCAGAUCACCAGACAUUAACAAAUGCACAAAAUGUAAAGCAGACUGCGACGUCUGCUUCAACAGAAACUUCUGUACGAAAUGUAAAGCUGGAUUGUAUUUACAUAUGGGGAGGUGUCUGGACAUUUGUCCUGAUGGGUUUGAGGCCAACGAACAGCACAUGGAGUGUAAAGCUAUUGUGCACUGCAAGGUUGGUGAGUGGAGUCAAUGGAGUCCCUGCUCAAAGAGAGGGAAAACAUGUGGUUUCAAAAGAGGCGAGGAGUCGAGGACUCGAGAGACACUGCGCAUCCCCUCUGCAAGCGGAGACGCUUGUCCAGCCAUGAAAGAGAAGAGGAAAUGUGUCGUGCAAAGAAGAAAAUGUCGCAAAGGAGAAAGGAAAGGGGGAGGUGAGAGAAAGAGAAGGCCAAAUAAAGAGGAGAACAAAGAGGAGAACCAAGAGAGCAGGCAGGAAGAAAGGGACACUGACAACAGAGAGGAAUCAGAGAACAAAAACAAGACUGAACACAGGAGACGGAAAGCACAGAACAAGCAACGCAUCUCUACAGCAGGGAGCAGUGUACAAUAACAGCCUCAAUGGAUUGUUAUGGGUUAAGAUGCUGCUAUCUGUACAUAUAAAUAUAUACUGUAUAUGCACAUGGAAAAGACAUUAUGCGCAUGGAAUUGGUGGCAAAUUGGAGGGCAAUCAACAAGAACUGUCUUGAUUCUGUGCCCAGUACAGACCGUAUUAAAACACUUAGAAUGCUACAACUAAUAAGACUUUAAGAAUGUGGAGUUCAUUCCAUAGAACCUUUCUUUCAAGUUGGUAUUGUAAAUGUCAAAUUGCUUUUAAAGGACCAGGUCCUACAGCACAUGAAAGGUUUGAAUGUAGGUGUUGUGACAGUAUUUAGAUUUGCUGUAGAUGUCUAAUUAUAACUUGAGUAAAUUAAAACUGUGCUUUUUUAUACUUUAUUUACACACAAACAUUAAAAAUAAAAUAAAAUAAAAAAAAUUUGUGACUGCAUGCUGAUCGUUAAAUCUGUGGAUGAUGGUAUAAAUAAAUAUAUCCAACACAGGUCUAAUGAUCAUUCAUUUUCAUGGCAUUUCUCAAGAUAAUGUAUUAAGCAUAUGCUUUUCCGUCUAAACGAUAUGUCCAUAUCAUAUAUGCUCAUUUUCCUGCUAGUAUAUCUAGGUCCUGUGCCUUUGAGCUAAAUCGCGUGACAUGAAAAGCCACUAAACAGAUCAAAGCGCCUGUAUGUCAAAUAAAAUUAUAUUGGAUUUAUA